CCGGGCUCCUGCCAAGACCUCUCUCCCGCGGUGACGCACCGGCGCGAGAGCCUCCAACAACAAUUUCAUACAAACAUCGCUCGCCGUCCACGACCCUGCCCAGCCCGUGAAGCAGCCCGCGGCCUAUGCUCACAACUCUCUUACUCUCACCCUCUUAGCGCUCCGCCCUGCGUCCGCUCUCUCCGCACCACAGGCCCCGCGCAACCAUGGGCGACUACAAGCUCUCGGCCUCUCUGCGCGGCCACGAAGACGACGUUCGAAGUGUCGCGUUUCCCCACCCCAAUACCGUCGUUUCAGCGUCAAGGGACUUCACAGUGCGGUUAUGGACCCUCCAGGCUUCGAAUCCGCCGACCUAUGACAGCACAAUCAAGACGCAUGGCAAGGAAUUCGUCAAUUCGCUGACCAUCGUCCCUCCCUCCUCCGCCUAUCCUGAGGGCCUCAUCGUUUCCAGUGGGAAAGACCAGAUCAUUGAUGUGCGGCAACCAAGCAAAGCUCUCGACAACGACGCCGAUGCACUGCUUAUCGGGCACGGCUCCAAUGUCUGCGCGCUAGAUGCGAGCUCAGACGGGAAGUUGAUAAUCAGUGGCAGCUGGGACCAAGAUGCCCGAGUUUGGGAAGUGGGCAAGUGGGGGGACUCUACGGUACUGAAAGGCCACGGUGCCGCCGUGUGGGCUGUACUGGCCUACGAUCCCUCCACCAUAAUAACAGGUUGUGCCGACAAAGAAAUCCGCAUAUUCCGGCCUACAGGGGAGCUCAUCCACUCGAUACAAACCGGCGACGUCGUACGAGCAUUAUGCAGGUUACCUGCGAACCAUCCAUCCGGAGCCCACUUUGCCUCUGCGGGGAAUGACGCCGUCGUCCGCCUAUGGACCUUGAAUGGUCGCCAAGUAUACGAGCUCCAUGGCCACGAAAAUUUCAUAUAUGCGCUUGCAGCUCUCGCCGAUGGACGAAUAGUAAGCUCCGGAGAAGAUCGGACGGUGCGCAUAUGGGAGAACCAGCAAUGUAUACAGACGAUCACGCAUCCCGCAAUUUCCGUGUGGACGGUUGCGGCAUGUCCUGAGAAUGGCGACAUAGUAACAGGAGCAAGCGACAACAUAGUGCGCAUUUUCACUCGCGCGGCGGAGCGGUAUGCUGAUCCCGCGGCCAUUGAACAAUUCAACGAUGAUGUCAAGUCAUCCUCGAUACCGCAGCAGCAAGUGGGCGAUAUCAACAAAGAGAAGCUACCUGGCCCGGAGUUCCUCACACAAAAGUCCGGCACAAAGGAAGGACAGGUACAAAUGAUCCUCGAAGCCAACGGUAACAUCUCAGCAUAUCAGUGGUCCAUGGGUGCGAACGAGUGGGCCAACGUUGGGACAGUUGUCGACCAAGCUGGCAGCAGUGGGCGCAAAAUCCCUCAUAACGGCAAGGAUUAUGAUUACGUGUUCGACGUCGACAUCGAGGACGGGAAACCGCCCCUGAAACUGCCAUACAAUCUGUCGCAGAAUCCGUACGAGGUGGCGCGCAAGUUUUGCGAAGACAACAAACUGCCCCUUACCUAUCUCGACCAGGUCACGAACUUCAUCGUGCAGAAUACGCAAGGUGCAACGUUAGGUCAGUCCGCUGCACAAGGUGCUGACCCUUGGGGCACGGAGUCGCGGUAUCGUCCCGGCGAUGCAGCACCCGCCGCGCCACCGCAGCCCCCUGCACCUAAGCCUAAGAUCCUUCCCCAAAAGGAUUACCUUGACAUUCUCACCGCAAGUCACAAAGCUAUCUUCAAGAAGUUGCAAGAGUUCAACCAGGCGCUGGUAAACGAUGGAAAUAAAGGGUUGUCCCUUAAUCCGUCGGACAUCGAUCAACUAAAUUCUGCAGUCGCGUCGAUGGAAAGGGGGAACUUAAAGGACGUCGAUUUCGCUGCCAUCGAUCUAAUUGUCAAGGCCGCAACAGAAUGGCCGCCCGAGAAGCGUCUUCCCGGCCUCGAUCUCCUGCGGCUACUCUUCGCAGCUGAGGAGUCCAGUGCCUAUCUGACGACUGACCAUAACAUUCUUACACUCCUCGCGCAGUCGGGAGUCUUCGAGCCUACUUCCCCCUUGAACAACACGAUGAUGGCAGUGCGGUCAUUAAGCAACUUGUUCAAAACCGAAAUAGGGAGGGCGACGGCUAGCGAAGAGUUUGAGCAGCUGCACGGUUUCAUCUCCCCCUUCCUCACCUCGCCAAACCGUAACCUGAUCAUCGCUGUUACCACGCUUUGCAUCAAUUACUCAGUCCUCCUUACGUCGGAGAAUAACGCCGAUCGGGCACUGUCAUUGCUCGACGACCUUUCGAGGAUUCUGAAUAGUGCUACGGAUUCUGAGGCCAUAUACCGAGCGCUGGUCGCGACAGGGACACUUCUUUGCCUAGGCAACGACUUUUGCGAGGCUGGACGCGAUAUUCUGCAGCUUGGCACCGCUAUCUCGGCCGCAGAGAAGAAGGCUAAGGAGCCUCGAGUCAAAAACGUGGUGGCGGAGAUUCGAGAGAAAUUACAGGGAUGACGAGGAAGCAAUUCGCUCGAGUGGCAUAGCCUCAUGGUGUCUGGAGGGUGAUCCGCCCCAGAGGCAUGCGAGUUGCAGUAGUGGCUGCAGUGUGUAUAAGCAUAGACAUGGAUAAACUGGCAUUGGUUUUAUUAGCGAUGGUAUGCAUAACCUUCGUAGGUAGAGAUUCUCACAUCUUAGUGAGGCUGAGCAUCACAUACAAAACCCACAUGACGUCUUGCCCACCAGUCAAAAGACAUGUCACGUCAAUCCAGC
This is a messenger RNA of Trematosphaeria pertusa, 2762 nucleotides long. RefSeq names its product PFU-domain-containing protein. Gene Ontology annotation, biological process: ubiquitin recycling; proteasome-mediated ubiquitin-dependent protein catabolic process. The transcript has 3 exons. The record is from RefSeq and is a predicted model, not a curated record. Gene Ontology annotation, molecular function: ubiquitin binding. Lineage: Eukaryota; Fungi; Ascomycota; Dothideomycetes; Pleosporales; Trematosphaeriaceae. Gene Ontology annotation, cellular component: nucleus; cytoplasm. Bases 207 to 2507 code for a protein of 766 amino acids.